GUGCGGUGAUGCGUGAAUUUCAGCUCUCAGGUGUAAGCUGUUUCGCUCCGAGUUACAUACACAAUGCGCACCUCUCCUGUCUGGAUAUUUGCAAUGUUGUUGCAAUUGCAAACGGAAGGAAUAAAGGGCGCAGUUCCCAUAGAGGUCGUUGCCCAGAAAGUGGUGCCGCUGAAGUGGGCGCGGGCGCCAGCGAUAAUACCCAUGAUCCCUGACAAGGAGCCCAUCAUACCGCCCAGCAGGCGCGCUGGAAACGCGGACACGGCGGUGGUGCUUGAAAGAGGUGUGGGAACCAAACAACAUUACUCAGACUGGACGGGACACCGACAAGAAUUGCGAUCACGAAGGUUUCCCGUGGAAGCUGUCCGCGUGUUACCGUGAGACUGGGCGCUUUCUCUCAUAAAAAUCCUGCCCUUGUACACUGUGCGAGAAGAUAACGUUCUGUUGUAUUUUGUUAUUUUAAAAUUAAAGCAAUGAAAAGCUAACUCUAGGUU
This is a messenger RNA of Papilio xuthus (Asian swallowtail), 491 nucleotides long. RefSeq lists its product as uncharacterized. Bases 64 to 378 code for a protein of 104 amino acids. Lineage: Eukaryota; Metazoa; Arthropoda; Insecta; Lepidoptera; Papilionidae. The transcript is spliced from 2 exons. The record is from RefSeq and is a predicted model, not a curated record.